Fomitiporia mediterranea MF3/22 is the source of this 2188-nucleotide messenger RNA. Its product is annotated as 5-aminolevulinate synthase. Bases 25 to 2046 code for a protein of 673 amino acids. Gene Ontology annotation, biological process: heme biosynthetic process. Lineage: Eukaryota; Fungi; Basidiomycota; Agaricomycetes; Hymenochaetales; Hymenochaetaceae. Gene Ontology annotation, cellular component: mitochondrion. Gene Ontology annotation, molecular function: 5-aminolevulinate synthase activity; pyridoxal phosphate binding. The record is from RefSeq and is a predicted model, not a curated record. The transcript has 3 exons.
GCUUUGCUUGCCCCUCCUGCAACAAUGCAUUUCGACAAGCUCUCCACCAUCGCCCGCUUCAAGAAGUCUUGCCCAUUCUUGGGCCGCACAAAGACCUCCACCCUCCGUACGCUAUGCUCAUCUGCAUCGGCACGCUACCCGACGCUCUCUCAGCUCUCUGAGCGUGCUGCCAGCUGCCCCGUCAUGGGCCCGGCCCUUGCUAUUCGUUCCAGCCAGAUUGCUGCUCAGCAGUCCCGUGGCUAUGCUUCUGUCGCUGGCAUUGCUGACGUUCAGAACAUGCACGCUCGUGAGGGUGUCUUCCCACCUGCUCAUCCGGCGGUCCCUGGCAACGGAGCAGCUGGAAUCGAAAAGUGUCCUCAUGCUGCGGCUGCCCGUCGUGCGGCCGAGCUUGCGCAGGCUCUCGCCGCCGCAAAGGAGAAAAAGGCUACUCCCGUUGCCACUGCCACAGAGAAGAAGGCGACCACUUCGGCGAACAUCAAGAACCAGAAUGGCUUUAACUAUGAAGUGUUCUACGCCGAUGAACUUGAGAAGAAGCACAAGGAUAAGAGUUACAGGUACUUCAACAAUAUUAACCGUCUUGCUGCCAAGUUCCCUGUCGCACACACCGGUGCGGUGGAGGAGGAGGUCACCGUUUGGUGUGCCAAUGACUAUCUCGGUAUGGGCAAAAACCCGAUCGUUCUUGACACUAUUCAUCGCACCCUCGACAAGUACGGUCAUGGAGCUGGAGGCACUCGCAAUAUCGCUGGUAACGGUGCCAUGCACCUGGCCCUUGAGGAAGAGAUUGCAGCGCUGCACCGCAAGCCAGCUGCUCUCGUCUUCUCGUCGUGCUAUGUCGCGAAUGACGCCACGCUUUCUACGCUCGGUUCUAAACUUCCUGGCUGUGUGUUCUUCUCCGACACAAUGAACCAUGCGUCCAUGAUUCAGGGUAUGCGUCACUCGGGCGCGAAGCGCGAGAUAUUCAAGCACAACGAUCUCCAGGACUUGGAGAUGAAACUUGCACAGUACCCCAAGGAAACGCCUAAGAUCAUUGCAUUCGAAAGUGUCUAUUCCAUGUGCGGAAGCGUCGGCCCCAUUGCGGAGAUAUGUGACCUUGCGAAGCAGUACGGUGCCCUGACUUUCCUAGACGAGGUUCACGCGGUUGGUAUGUAUGGACCUCGGGGUGCUGGUGUCGCCGAGCAUCUAGACUGGGACGCCCAUGUUCGCGCUGGUAACUCGCCUGAUGCCAUCCCUGGCAGUGUCGCAGACCGCGUAGACAUCAUCACGGGUACACUUGGCAAGGCUUAUGGAGCUGUUGGCGGGUACAUUGCUGGUUCUACGGAUUUCGUUGAUACGAUUCGGUCUUAUGCACCUGGUUUCAUCUUCACGACGUCUCUCCCGCCGGCGACUGUUGCGGGUGCACAGGCUAGUAUCGCGUACCAGAAAGAACAUUUGGGUGAUCGUCGUCUUCAGCAGUUGAAUACUCGCAAGCUUAAGUCUAGGCUUGAAGAGCGCGGUAUUCCCGUUGUUCCCGGACCGUCGCAUAUUGUUCCCGUUUUGGUCGGAGACGCUGCACUUGCUAAAGCGGCAUCUGACAUGCUUUUGUCCGAACAUGCGAUUUACGUACAGAGUAUUAACUACCCCACCGUUGCACGUGGGGAAGAACGUCUCCGCAUUACACCUUCUCCGGGACAUAUGGUUGAACAACUCGAGAUACUGGUUAACGCUGUGGACUCUGUCUUUACGAGGCUUGGUAUUCGGCGUUAUGCGGAUUGGGUAGCUGUUGGUGGGCGUGCUGGAGUUGCUAUUCCUAACGCUAAGCCGAUCGAACCGAUUUGGAACGAGAGGCAGCUGGGGUUGGUUGAUGGGUCUGCUCCGAUUCAGUUGAAGAAGGGUGAGAAGGCGGUUGUUGAUGGACGUGCUGGACGUGUUGCGUUAUCUCGUUUCGACAAGCUACUUGGACCGGUGAAUGGCGUUGUGCACCACCGCGCUGCUGCGGCGAAUACGCUGUUCAACCCUACUGCGAUGCAGCAUAACCAUGUUCCGACGCCUAUUGCGGCUACGGCUUGAAAGCGCAGUAGCUGCGAGGACGGAAUGUCAUCAGUCAACAAUAGUGAUAAAUUGAGUUUCUUGAAAUUGAUAAUAGUGAUUCGAGAUAUGUUUUGUGAUUCAACGCGUCCAAUGCGCACUGUCAAAUGAAAUAAUUGUGAAC